Molecule: messenger RNA, 1677 nt
Organism: Ustilaginoidea virens
Lineage: Eukaryota; Fungi; Ascomycota; Sordariomycetes; Hypocreales; Clavicipitaceae
Exons: 4
Coding region: 1-1677 (558 amino acids)
Source: RefSeq, a predicted model, not a curated record
AUGACUUGUUCAGACAAGGAAGGCCCCAGGGAGGCAAUCUCUGACAACUCGUUCGAGACGCCUCGGUUGACCCGGCAAGCGCACAGCUUGACCUACGAGCGUCUUCACAAGGGACGCCAGCUUCGGAAACUCUUGGGCGCCUGCCUGUCACGAUGGGUUGUGACGCUGGUCCUCUGUGCCUCAAUCUACAUCGUGCUCUGGCAGUACUCGCGCCGCUCGGCCAUGGUCACGGCCAAGAAGAAGGAGUUCAACACCCUGAUUGUCGGGCUAACGAUUCUCCUCAGUUUGAACCUCGCCAGCUCCCUGAAGCACAUGGUCGCCACGCUGCGAUGGUGGGUUCUGAGCCUGAAGGAAUGGCGGCCACGGGAGGUCGACCUGAUACUUCAAAGCGAAAACAUUAGUCGAAUGGUGCGGCUGCUGUACAUCUCGCGACGAUAUUCGCUCCGGGCCUAUGUCGUCUUUUGGGUGUGCAUCAAUGUGGCCGCUCAAAUUGGUCUCGCGACUCUUGGUCUGGUAUACAACGUCAACGGUGCCGACAAAAUCGUUCCCACCACGCCGGGCAUCGUGUCCAUCCCAGACCUGUCGACUCUUCAAACGCUGAAACUUGCCUCGGGCAAUCACACCUCCCAAAGCCAAACCGACAAUGCGCUGCGAUAUACGGCCAACAGCUACGGAUUGGUUGGUUUGGCCGCCGGUGUUCUCUCCACGCCAAACGGUGUCGUGGCUCCCCAGCCAGGAUCGAUCUUCAACCCGGACAGUUCCCCCAUCUCGUGCCAAAACACGACGUGCUACUCCUGGUUCUACGAGUCGACGCCUCCCAACGCAUCAUACUACCUGAUGGCCGCGACCAACCGCUCGGUGGCCACGUCGUCGACGUGCCAGCAAUGGCCGGUCACCCAGGGCGGCGCCGGGGACCAGGAUGCCAUCACCGUGGCCGAUGGCAAGAACAGCACCUACAAGAUCCCCACCAGGAACGGGCCUCUGCAAACCACAUUCACCGUCGACCCGCGCAAGGAUCAGCACGUCGGGUGGAGCAUGAUGUCCGUCUUUGAGGCGUCCUUGACGGACCCUUGGUUCUACAGGUGCAACGUCAGCGUAGGUCCCGUGGUGAAUGCCUGGAUCCCCGAACACAACCUCGGCGACACGGUCAAGCUCAUGGCCCCGGCCGCCAUUGCCCUUCAAGGCUACGGCUCCUCCCCGCUCGGCACAAACGACUCGGACCGCAUCCAGUUCCAGAGCUACCCGGCCGAAACGUUCAUCGGGUCGGCAUGCAACGGCUACGACCAAUGCAUGGGCUACACCACGAGCGCCUUUGCGGCAGGCGUCAUCCUGGCCACUGCGCAGUCCAACAGCAACCUCAACGCCACGGGGCAGAUGCCCCUCAAAGGCAUCACCCUCGACAUCAACCGUUGGUCCUACGUGCAUCUCAUUCUCGGCCUCGUCAUGGGCCUGCAGCUCCUCUUCGCCCUCAUCUCCGUCAUCUUGUCCAACACGGUCAUGGUCCGCGACCACAGCCAUUUCGGCGAGGCCGCCUUGCUGCGAUCGGCCAUGCGCGACUUGAGCUACGGAGCCGUCAUGUGCAGCGAAAGGGAGCUUGCCUCUCUCUUUGCCGAUACGGCCACUGUCAAGUAUGUGCCUGACGCAAACGGAGUGUACUACCUCCGGGUCACCAAGUAA